Messenger RNA from Sinocyclocheilus rhinocerous, 2670 nucleotides. RefSeq names its product kelch-like protein 33. Gene Ontology annotation, molecular function: protein binding. Lineage: Eukaryota; Metazoa; Chordata; Actinopteri; Cypriniformes; Cyprinidae. The transcript is spliced from 4 exons. The coding region runs from base 664 to 2388 and encodes 574 amino acids. The record is from RefSeq and is a predicted model, not a curated record.
UGACUGUUUUGCUACUGCCUCCAUCAGUACCGAUGACAUUGGUGGUUCUGAAAAAGACUUAACAUUUGGAGGUUUAACAUUUAGAGAUAAAGAGCAGCACAUGACGGACUCCAGCUCUGAACAGGAACUAAUAAAUCAAGAGUUAGAGGAGGAGGAGGAAGAUGAUGAUGAUGAUGAUGAAUAUGAUGGAAGUAGCAGUUCUGAAGAUGAGGAUUGUGACAUUUAUCCCAAGAAGCUAUACUCUGAUCCAGCUUACCCAGGUGUGGUCUUCCAGGCUCUGGAGAACAUGAUGUUGCAUUCGGUCCUCAUUGACUUGACCCUCUUCACAGAGGAUGGAUACCAGUUCCAGGUCCAUUCCUUUGUCUUGGCUGCGAUCAGUUACCUUAUUCAGACCAGACUCAGACAGAAGCCCAAACGAGAGCAGUUUAUCUCCUUGUGUUUGGCUCCUGAGGUUCAUGGUUCUGGGUUGGCAGCAGUGGUGGAGUUCGCCUAUACAGGGAACAUCGGCAUUCUGAACAAAGGAAAUAUAGAACAGAUUUGGUCUGCAGCGGUCAGCCUGGAAGCUCCAAGAAUUCUGGAACUCUGCAAAGAGGAGGAAGAGAGAGAAGAGGAUGAGGCAAGAGGGAAGAAAGUGGACAGAAAGAGAUUUCUGCUGUGGAACAUAUGAAAAUUAGUCUCCAGCAUAUCAGACAGUUGUGGACACAGAGAAUGGGAUGUGAUGUGGAGCUUGAAGUGGAAGGAAGAGUGUUUCAUGCUCACCGGGCGCUCCUGGCUGCCAGCAGCGACUACUUUAGAGGCAUGUUUACCAGCGGUAUGAAGGAGAGCCGACAGGAAUUGGUGUCUCUGCUGCUAGUGGCGGCUGCCAAGUUUGAAGCCCUCCUGCACUACACCUACAGCGGGGCUCUUGCGCUCGGAUGGGGCUGUGUGUUUGAUCUCACCUGUACAUCUCUUCAAUUACAGUUUCAGACUGCCUUCUCACUAUGCCUUAACUUCCUGCAACAAGAAAUAGAUGCUUACAGCUGCCUGGAUGUAGCAUCUUUCGCAGAGUCCUACGGAAUGGUGGACUUACUUGCACUGGCCAAUGACUAUGUCUUGAGGCACUUUAAAGAUGUGUCCGUCACUCCAAAGUUCCAAGAUCUUCCUGUAGAGAAACUGAAGAAGUACCUUCAAAGUGAUUCUCUCUGCGUUCCCUCAGAGUUGCCCGUAUUCAGAGCAGUCAUGUCUUGGAUCGAAGCCUUUCCCAGACAACAGGUGAAACUUGCCAGGGAGCUGAUGGGAACUGUCCAGUUUCCCUUAAUGACCUUUAAGGAGUUCAAAGAAGUCAAGUCCAUAACGUCUUGGCCGAGAAUUGGCACCAAAAAACUAUACGAUUCUCUCCUUGAGGAGUUCUGUUCCAGUUCUUCAGAUGUUCAGUCCAAUUUCAGGGCCUAUAUGCCUAAAGACACUCUAGUCCUUGUUGGGGGCGAGAGGAUCACUGAUAAUUUUGACAAACGUAGACCCUCUAGGGAAAUGUGGUUUAGCAAUUCCUUGCAGAACCAUGUUGGAUUGGUGAAGAAAGUAGAGUGGAGAAUGCUGGGAACUUUACCUGAGAAACCAAGAUUCAGUCAUGGAGUUGGGGUAAUGAGGGGCAAGCUUUACGUAGUUGGCGGACGGCAUUAUUACGGCAAAGCUGAUACCAUGAAUUGCACCUACAGGUACGAUCCCAUUCAAAACACUUGGCAAAGGUUGACCGAUAUGUACGAGAGAAGAGGCAGCUUCACUCUUGUGGUCCUAAAUGGUAAAAUAUAUGCUAUUGGUGGAGAGAGGGACUCAAAGGUCAAUAUGGAGACUGUUGAGGUUUACUGCCCCAACACAAAUUCUUGGAGUUUUGUCCGCCCAUUAGAUCAAGCUCUAUGCUGUCAUGCGGCCAGUGUAUGGAAUGGCACAAUCUUCCUAUCGGGAGGCUUUAACAGCCAGUACCAAUGCCUGUCGACCAUGACCCUUUACCACCCAGAACGAGGAUCCACUUACAUGGCUGAGAUGACACAUGACAAAGCCCUGCACUGCAUGGAGACCCUAGGUGACCGUCUGUACGUGGCGGGAGGGGUUUCGUGUGAUGCUGAUGGCCAUCUGGUAGAUCAAUUAGCCUGUGAGUUCUAUGACCCUGUGGCCAACUCCUGGAGUGCCAUUAUACCAUUCCCAGUGCCUCAUGUUGGGUCAGCAUCAGCGGUCUUAGAGGGGAAGGUCAACGUAAUCGGAGGCUACUGCCAGGAAGACUACAGUGAUACCAAAACUGUGCAUCGCUAUGAUCCUGCAACAGAACGCUGGGAGAACAUGAGCAUAACACCAGGCCCAAACACACACAUAGCUGCCUGUGUGCUGCCCAUACCUGCUCAUCUUAGACAAUAAGAGGUGAAUACCUUGAAUACAAUUCAGUGUCCUUAGUUACUGCAUUGUACAUUAUCUACAACAUAAAAAAAAAAAAAAACAUCUUCAAAUUAAAACAUGAGGAUGGAAACUCUGAGCUGAAUUUCAACUUGGGGCAAAAGGCAUUUUCAGAAAUGAUUUGAACAGGUGAUUUGCAAGGGAAUGUACAACCCAUUGAAAGUCUGGAUAUAUUACUGACAUUAUGGCAUUAUCCCAACUCCACAUAGGCCUUUUUAAAUAAAAGCACUUUGAAAUGCCACAGUU